AUGGUUGUGUUUGAAUUUGACAUUGAGGUCUUGCCGGAGUCCAGGGACUGGAUACAUCAAAAACUCUUCACAACUUGGGCUAGGCCGCCGCUCAUGGUACUUGUAGUCGGAGCUGGUACUGGUGGGCUGAUGUCUGCUUUGGAGUGUUGGCGUAACGGCCAUGAAGGCGUAGGCAUUUUGGAACGAAGCGAGAAUCCCGUAUUUGCGGGAGACAUCAUUAUCUUCGGACCAUCAGCCGUAAGGACACUACGGCAUUGGCCACAGAUGUGCAAGGAGCUGGCAGAAGACAGCCGCGAGAGCGAGACAUAUUACCGCAGACAUUACGGCGAGUUGAUUUUAGGGCCCUCGGUGCCGAUAUACAACGAUCCGGAGUAUCUUGAAGAGCGUCGAGGCCUGCCUUUCGUGGCACCGUUCCAGAUACGGCGGAAGUUCCAUGAGAUGCUGCUUCGGCAAGUCGCUCGGAUAGGCCUCAGGAUUCAGUACGGCCAGCGCGCCGAGAAGUAUUUCGAGGAUGACUCAGUGGGAGUGGGUGGGGUGUUCACACAGGAAGGAGUGCAACAUGCCGCCGAUUUGGUCAUAGCGGCCGAUGGCCACCACUCGAGCUCUGAACUUCUUAUCGCCGACAAGCGUCUACCCACACGUUCAAGUGGCAUGUCAGUAUAUCGUACAGCUUUUCCAACCGAAUUGGCGAUGCGCAAUGACGCUUUCCAAAAGCAGUGGGGCGAGCGCACUAAAAAAGAAACUUCACAAGAUGAGCCAAAGGAAUCUUGGGAUCCAGAUGUCAGCUCGCAGGAGGUAUUAGCGGUCCUGGACCGUGUCUCAGAUUGGCAUCCCGCUAUCCAAGGUCUUGUCAGUUGGACACCUGAAGGCUCAAUCACGCACUGGCCCUUACUCUGGCGCAAUUUGCGCCCUAAGUGGACAUCGAAGAGUGGUAGAGUGGUACAGGUCGAACAUGUAGCGCAUACCACUGUCCCAUCCUCGGUCAGCGGAGGUACCUUGGCGGUUGAAGACGCUGUGACGCUCGCGGCUUGUCUGAGACAUGCGUGUACCGAUAGCGCUUCCAAGAAUGGACCGCUGGGUGCCCGUGUUUACAAUUUGCUACGCUAUGGGCGAGCCAGCUGCGUCCAAAAGAUGGCAUUCGUGAAUUCCCAGCUUAUGGGUGCAACUGAUUGGGAGAACAUCCGAAAGGAUCCAAAACAAAUUCGGCUCAAGUUCCCCAAAUGGGUCUUUCGACAUGAUGCUGAGACAUAUGUUGACGAUAAGUUCAGCCAGGCCCAGGCACACGUGCUGGAAGGCCAAUCUUUCCCGAAUACUAACACCCCAGCCGGUCACCUCUUCAAGCCUUGGACAAUUGAAGAGAUCCACAAGGACAUUGCAGAAGGCAAGGUUAUCGCGGAUUUACUAAAUGGCGACUGA
Molecule: messenger RNA, 1416 nt
Organism: Bipolaris maydis ATCC 48331
Lineage: Eukaryota; Fungi; Ascomycota; Dothideomycetes; Pleosporales; Pleosporaceae
Molecular function (GO): FAD binding; monooxygenase activity
Source: RefSeq, a predicted model, not a curated record